Molecule: messenger RNA, 1315 nt
Organism: Anopheles nili
Lineage: Eukaryota; Metazoa; Arthropoda; Insecta; Diptera; Culicidae
Product: protein takeout-like
Exons: 4
Coding region: 245-1012 (255 amino acids)
Source: RefSeq, a predicted model, not a curated record
GUCACCCCCUUUUCACUCAGCAUUUUUCUUUCCAUUUUCCGUACCCCCACGAACGACGAUGUGCUCUUCAAGACAUUAAAUAAACAUUCGUGUCAAGUGAAGUGUGCAACUUAGUGCGUCAAUUACGGUGCGAGGCGAUACAACACCCAACUGACAGACCUUGACCGAUCGGUCCCGAAGGACUAACGGAGACAGCUGCCGGAGAAAACAGAAAAUCACCCUCUUCAGCAAAAACCCGCACACGAUGCAGCCACCGAUGGCCGUCCGAUGUCUGCUGGCCUGGAGCCUGCUGCUGAUCGUCACCACCACUGCCGCUGGGUUGUAUGAAAGACCCGCGUACAUUCGACCCUGCCGACGCAAUGACCCGGAAAUCAACAAGUGCAUCCGGAACUCGCUCAACUACGUCCGGCCGUAUGUCGCGUUGGGAUUGCCUGAGCUUAAGACACCGCCACUAGAACCGCUGCGCAUCGAAGAGCUUGCGAUGGAGAACAACGCCGGUGCCGUGAGGAUAAAGGCUCUGUUCUCGGAUAUCGUGGCGUUGGGUGCCGGUAACUACACCAUCAAGGAAGUACGAAGUGAUCUGAAGAAGCUGCGCAUCGACAUGAGCCUCACGAUUCCGCGGGUCGAAUCACGUGGCAAGUACGAAGUCAGCGGAAACGUGCUUCUGUUGCCGGUGCGUUCGUUCGGCGAGUUCUGGACGGAGUUCUCGGACAUCAGCGCCAUCGCCAAGAUCUACGGUAAGGCCAUCGAGCGUGAUGGAGAGUCGUUCAUGGGCAUCGAGAAAAUCACGAUCGAUUUCACGAUGAAGAACGCUCGCUUCAAGGUGAAGGAUCAUGCUAACACGCAGAACGUACUCGGUGAGGCAAUCAACCAGUUCCUCAACCAGAACGCGAACGAGCUGAUCCAGGAGAUGAGACCGGCGGCGUCCCAGAGCAUCGGUAAGCUCUUCCGGAAGUUCCUGAACGAUGCCUUCACCAACCUGCCGACGCGGUUGUGGCUGUUGGAUGACUAAGGACGACGUCCUUCAGAUCGUAGGGUUAAUUUUGUUCAUUAAGCAUAGGUGAUAUUCGUAGCGUAGUAUCCGAGAUCGCGUAGUUGUUGGCAUUCGUGUCCUUUUCGGACACGGAGCGUUGGUCGCCGAAAUUCGACUUACCUUUCGAGAGUGUUUCUAAAACAACCGCACAAAACCGCACAAGCGUACCGUUCGUUUGGUGCGACCAGCAUCCUUAGGCAGGCUAGAAUGUUUAGUUGUUAAAAAUUGCGCCUGAAAACAAAAAAACCACGAGGGCGCAGUUAGCAGCGCAAAAUGAAAACA